AUGCGGGUCUCGUACUUCACGGCAACGUUAGUUUGCUGUGCGGCGGUGGUUCCGCUGAUUCAAAGCCGGGAAUUCACGGAAGAAUGCGUCGAAAGGGUGAGAAUCUCAUUGGCUCAUCCAUCCCAAUAACCUUUUUCGACAGGCCCACCACUCUUCUUGUAGCGUCUUCAACUCCUGCUGCGAUUUCCGGUGUGGCAGAGCCCGAUUGAAACGUUCGACGUGCACUUUGAACGCCACUGGCAUCAAUACGAGACAGACUGAAUGUUUUUGGUGAGUCAACAGAUCCUUUCUUCCAUCAGCAAACCUUUAUUACAGCACUAAUCCAUUCACUCCGGAGGCACAUCCUCAAAAACGCAACAAAUUGUCGCGACUCGACCUCAUCGCUGGAAUUUUAUUCCUUUUUGUUGUAGACAUGUUGAUAUUGAGUUUCACUUUCUAG
Caenorhabditis auriculariae is the source of this 439-nucleotide messenger RNA. NCBI's taxonomy places the organism in Eukaryota, Metazoa, Nematoda, Chromadorea, Rhabditida, Rhabditidae. The record is from the annotation of a GenBank genome assembly.